Messenger RNA from Punica granatum (pomegranate), 1773 nucleotides. The record is from RefSeq and is a predicted model, not a curated record. Lineage: Eukaryota; Viridiplantae; Streptophyta; Magnoliopsida; Myrtales; Lythraceae.
AUAUCAUAUAUCAGACCACCAAGCCACAGCGAAGAUAUACAUAUAAUUCUAUUUCAGUUAAACACAAUCCAUCGCAUAGGAUGGUGUCCGACAAUCCGAAACAAGCAGUUGAUGUGGCAGUCCUCGUAAGCCCAGGCAUAGGCCACACCAUCCCGCUCUUUGAGUUCUCGAAACGGCUCUCUGUCGAUCAUGGCCUCGAGGUGUGCUUCCUUGUCAUCACCACCAAUGAGCCAUCCCCAGCCCAGGAUAGCCUCCUCCGACCCGAGGCCGGGGCGGUCAUUCCCCCAAACCUCCAUGUAGUUGACCUCCCGCCGACUGACCUGUCCACCAUACCGGAGGACACCACACUUGGAGACCGGAUAUCGCUCCUCGUCAAGAGGAGCCUUGAGUCCGUGCGGGUAGUCUUGUUGGAGCCAACAAGCCGGCCCAAGGCGCUUGUGAUCGAUAUUUUCUGCUCGGAGGCUUUGGAGUUCGGGCAGGAGCUGUCCAUCCCAGUAUACACUUUUUUCACAACAUGCGCGGCCCUGCUCACGUUCUCGCUGUACCUUCCAACGUUGGACCAUGAGGUAGAGGGAGAGUUCACGGAUAUGCCAGGACCCAUCCGUGUCCCGGGCUGCAGGUCUUAUCGUCCCGAAGAUUUGCUAGACCCGGUCAAAAACAGGAAAAUCGAAGAGUAUAGAUGGAUAUUGCUGCAUUUCAGUAGGCUGCCUAGGGCGGCCGGGAUUCUAUUAAACACAUGGGAAGAUCUUGAGCCGGUUUCCCUCGCUGCACUCAAGGAGAACCCGUUCUUUCUGCAGAUACCGGCGCCCCCGGUUUACACGAUCGGACCGGUCAUCAAACAAGCAGAGGGAUCCGAGAUGUUGACGCCCUCAAAUGCUGAAUCCCUCACCUGGCUUGACCGGCGGCCGCCCGAGUCCGUGCUGUUUAUAACCUUCGGCAGCGGGGGGACUUUAACGAUCGAACAGCUCACGGAGCUGGGAUGGGGCUUAGAGUUGAGCCAGCAGCGGUUCGUGUGGGUCGUUCGGGCCCCAACCGAUGUUAGCGGCUCGGGCACAUUUUUCAAAGCAGGGAGUACUAAGAGCGGUCCUGAGGAGUACCUGCCGGAAGGUUUCUUGGAGAGGACUCGGGGCUUGGGGGUGGUGGUGCAGUCAUGGGCGCCUCAGAUGGCCAUCCUCGGUCAUAGCUCAACAGGCGCAUUUAUAUCGCACUGCGGCUGGAACUCUACCUUGGAGAGUCUCUCAUGUGGCGUGCCAUUGAUAGCAUGGCCUCUGUACGCCGAGCAGAGGAUGAAUGCAGCGAUGCUGGCAGAGGACAUCGGGGUGGCAAUCAGACCAGUCACGAUGGACCAGGGGACCGGGCUGGUGGGUAGGGACGAGGUGGAGAGGGUGGUGAGGAUGGUGAUGGAGGGGGAAGAAGGCAAGGCGUUGAGGCGGAGGGCGAGAGACCUCAAGGACAGCGCCGAGAAAGCGCUGAGCUGUGGCGGGACGUCCUGGGAGACAUUAGCUACGGUGUGCCGAGAGUGGAAAAGCAAAGAUAUAUAUGCUGCCCCAAAUAACAAGUGCAGCUGCGCUGCUGCUGGACGGACUUAAUUAUCUGUAGCGCACGAAUUUAAAACACACACUGAAAGUGCUUCAACAUUCGAAUAAGUAACAUUCGAACGGGAUUAGUCUGGAUCAAUAGGAUGAUAAUGUCUCUUACUUUACUAAAAUGAAUGUUAUCCAAUAAAAGUUAGCAAUAUAUUGAAUGGAAUAAUUAACCGGGUUUUGAAUUGCU